Messenger RNA from Diversispora eburnea, 762 nucleotides. The record is from the annotation of a GenBank genome assembly. NCBI's taxonomy places the organism in Eukaryota, Fungi, Glomeromycota, Glomeromycetes, Diversisporales, Diversisporaceae.
AUGACGUCUGAUGUUGUUGGAAAGGCAGACCCAUAUGCAACAUUUCGUGUAGCGGAAGUUAAAAAGAGAACUAAAACAGACAAACGAGGUGGACAACAUCCAGAAUGGGACGAAGAAGUGAGAUUUGAUAUUACAGAUGAACCAAAAAGCAAGAAAUUGGAGGUAGAAAUUUAUAAUGAAGAUGUCCGAGAAGAUGAUUUUAUCGGAAGUGCGAGAGUUGAUUUACAAAAGGUUUUGAGUAAAGGCGAACAAGAUGAAUGGUUCGAAAUUAAAUCUCGUGUAAACAAAUAUGCCGGCGAAAUUCUACUUGAAAUGACAUUUUACGAUACAAAUGCCUUGCCCAAAAAGCCAAAUUCAACUCCAUCUAAAAAUUCAAAUCUACAAUAUUCGCAAACAAACAAACCAGCCUCUUAUCCCAUUACAAAUAAUCAAUUUACGUCACCUCCUAUAGUUAAUAAUUUAAUAGCUUCUCCUCCAACGCAAUCAUCAAUGUAUCCUCCUCCUGUUUCACAAUCAACACCGUUAUAUCCACCACCACCAACACAAUAUCCUCCACAAACUUCUUCUUAUGUUCCAGGUUAUCCUUCUUAUUCUUCUCCUCCUCUUAAUACAAAUACUAGUUCAGCACAAGUUGGUGGCUCAAAUUCGUUAGGAUUUCCAAUACCUUUACCUACACCUAAUGUAUCUACUAAUUUAUCAAAUGUAUCUACUAUGAGUUAUUAUAAUCAAGGAAAUUCUUACCCUUCCACUGGUCAACAUUGA